AUGAUGCCAUCCUCCACCAGGAAAGGAGCGCUUAAGGACCCCGAGCUGGCCGAGCUGUUCUUCAAAGAUGACCCCGAGGACGUCUUCUGCGACCUCCAUGAGAUCGGGCAUGGCAGCUUUGGGGCUGUCUACUUUGCCCGUAACUCGUACUCCAAUGAGGUGGUCGCCAUCAAGAAGAUGUCCUAUAAUGGCAAGCAGACAACCGAAAAGUGGCAGGACAUCAUUAAGGAGGUCAAGUUUUUGGGACAGCUGCGACACCCAAACACCAUCGAGUACAAAGGCUGCUAUUUGAAAGACAACACUGCCUGGCUGGUGAUGGAGUACUGCCUGGGCUCUGCGUCAGAUUUGUUAGAAGUUCACAAGAAACCACUGCAAGAGGUGGAAAUUGCUGCCAUUACCCAUGGUGCCUUGCUAGGUCUGGCUUAUCUACAUUCCCAUAACAUGAUUCACAGAGACAUUAAAGCCGGGAACAUCCUGCUGACUGAGCUGGGUCAGGUCAAACUCGCUGACUUUGGCUCUGCCGCCAUUGCCUCACCCGCCAACUCCUUUGUGGGAACUCCUUACUGGAUGGCCCCAGAAGUAAUCCUAGCCAUGGAUGAGGGACAGUAUGAAGGAAAGGUUGAUAUCUGGUCCCUUGGGAUUACUUGUAUUGAGUUGGCGGAGCGGAAACCACCCUUGUUCAACAUGAAUGCCAUGAGUGCCUUAUAUCACAUUGCCCAGAAUGACUCUCCAACACUCCAGUCCAAUGAGUGGUCCGACCAUUUCCGAAGCUUUGUGGAUUACUGCCUACUGAAAAUUCCUCAGGACAGACCCUCUUCGGGGGAGCUGCUACGACAUGAUUUUGUGCGUCGAGAACGGUCGCCUCGCAUUCUCCUCGACCUUAUCCAGAGGACCAAGGAUGCGGUGCGUGAGCUGGACAAUCUGCAAUAUCGAAAGAUGAAGAAGAUUCUCUACCAGGAGAAACACAAUGGACCAAUGGGAGAGAGCCAGGAGGAGGAGGAGGACAGCGAAGCAGCUAGUGGUAAGAUGAACAGCCUGGGCAGUAACCACUCCAUCCCCAGCACCUCUGUGAGCACCGGCAGCCAGAGCAGCAGCGUCAACAGUAUGCAGGAGGUGCUGGACGACGGCUGCUCUGAGAUGACCAUGAUGCACCCCCAGGACUACGGCCCGGACUCCCCCCACCACAAGAAGGACCAUCAGUACAACUGGGAUGAUGGGAUUCACAGGGACCACAGACCGGAGCUGAGGCCCAGCAGCCAGGCCCAAAACUACAAGAACCAGGGGCGCUUUGCAACCAUCAAGUCUGCAUCACUGGUGAGGAAGCACAUGGAUUGA
This is a messenger RNA of Knipowitschia caucasica, 1335 nucleotides long. NCBI's taxonomy places the organism in Eukaryota, Metazoa, Chordata, Actinopteri, Gobiiformes, Gobiidae. The record is from the annotation of a GenBank genome assembly.